Messenger RNA from Amphibalanus amphitrite, 3307 nucleotides. RefSeq names its product dol-P-Man:Man(7)GlcNAc(2)-PP-Dol alpha-1,6-mannosyltransferase-like. Gene Ontology annotation, biological process: protein N-linked glycosylation. The coding region runs from base 550 to 2355 and encodes 601 amino acids. Gene Ontology annotation, cellular component: endoplasmic reticulum membrane. Gene Ontology annotation, molecular function: alpha-1,6-mannosyltransferase activity. The record is from RefSeq and is a predicted model, not a curated record. The transcript has 9 exons. Lineage: Eukaryota; Metazoa; Arthropoda; Thecostraca; Balanomorpha; Balanidae.
CUCGUGUGUUUACGGACCGCAUCACCCAAGGCUAUAGAACUCCCAUGCUCCCAUCACCACUUGGGAUACUUGACCUAAAUCUAGUGAUGUUUCGGCCAAUGGCAAGCACAAGUACCACAUAAAUUAUUACAAAAAAAGUGCAUUUUUCAAAAACAAAACCCAAAACCGCCCAGCACAUAUCUUAUGUAGUCAAAAACACUUCAAACUGGUUCUAUUUUCUCGGACUUGUUGAAACAUCCAAUCCACAUCCAAUCCUUUUAAUGAAACAGGUACUUGUGACAGAUCAAACCUUACACCAUCACUAUUUGUAAAUUACAAUAAUGGCGUGCUUGUUGCAAUUACAAGGUCCUAAGCGACCAUUAUAGAGUUCAGUGUAAGCGACACAAAAAAUUACAUUUCAUUUUAGUCAUUUUCUUUUAUUGUCAGGUGAUUUCUAUGCAUUAUUAGCAAGAUGAAAUAAUCAGAUAUUAUCACACAGUCUUAGCUUCUGAUAGCUUCAGUGCCUGUUUUAAUUACAUAUGCAUUGACAUUGUACUUUGUAGUAUCAUCAUGAAGAAGGACAGGUCUGACGAGCCGGGAUCGGCCGAGGAUGGAGACCGGCUCGGCCUGCCGGCUCUGCCGAUCGAGUGCGCCGUCCUGGCCACGGUGCUGCUUCACCUGGCGCUCUGCCCAUUCACCAAGGUGGAGGAGAGCUUCAACAUGCAGGCCGUGCACGACAUCCUCUACCACCGCUUCGACAUCAGACAGUACGACCACCUGGAGUUCCCUGGCGUGGUGCCACGCACCUUCCUCGGACCGCUGGCUCUGGCCGUCCUCUCGGCCCCCGGAGCCGCCAUACUGUCGCCCUUCGCCGGAAAAUUCGCCGUACAACUCCUGGUUCGGUUUGUGCUCGGCGCCGUCUCGGUGGCGGCGUUCUACCGGUUCCGGCAGAGCGUAGAGCAGGUGUUUGGCCGUCCGGUGGCCGUGUGGCUGGUGUGCAUCACCGUCACCCAGUUCCACUUCAUGUUCUACCUGAGCCGCGCCCUGCCCAACAUGAUGGCCAUGCCGCUCGUGCUGAUGGCGGUGAGCUGCUGGAUGCGCCAGGAGCACACCCCGUUCCUGUGGUGGUCGGGCGCCGCCGUUCUGCUGUUCAGGGCCGAGCUGACCAUGCUGCUGGGUAUCCUGCUGCUGAUGGAACUGGUCACCGGACGGCUGCCGCUGCUCAGGUGUCUGAAGGUGUGCGUCCCAGCCGGCCUGGCGCUGCUGCUGCUCUCGUUCACGGUCGAUUCGCUGUUCUGGCGGAGACCCGUCUGGCCGGAGGGAGAGGUGCUCUGGUUCAACGUGGUACUCAACAAGUCCGCCGAGUGGGGCACCCUCCCCGCGCUGUGGUACUGGUACUCGGCCCUGCCCCGGGCGCUGGGCGCCAGCCUGGCGCUCGUCCCGGUAGGGCUGGCGCUGGACCGCCGCGCCCGCCUGCUGGCCGGCCCGGCGCUGGCGUUUGUCGCCCUCUACUCGCUGCUCCCACACAAGGAGCUGCGGUUCAUUAUCUACGUGGUGCCGCUCCUGAAUGUGGCGGCGGCGCGCGCCUGUCAUGCCAUCUGGGAGGGCCGGCUGAAGUCGGCGUGGCGCUCGUACCUGGCCACAGCCAUGUGCUGUCACCUGCUGGUCAAUGUGGCGCUGACGGCUCUGCUGGCGGCCGUGGCGCGCCAUAACUACCCCGGCGGCGCGGCGCUGGGCCGUCUGCAGCACCUGGAGCCGGACGCCGCCUACGUGCACAUUGACGUGUACAGCGCACAGACCGGGGUGACGAGGUUCCUGCAGCAUAGGGACGACUGGCGGUACAACAAGACGGAGAACCUGGCGCCGGGCUCUCCCGACAUGCACUCGUUCACCCACCUGCUGAUCGAGGCGCGCGGUAAGCGCUCCUCGGCGCUGAAACCCUACGAGGAGACGCACAUGAUCCUCGACUCCGUGGACGUCUUCUCACACAUCCAGUUCAACUACGACCACUUCCCGCCACUGCGACUGCGCAUGCGUCCCGCCAUAUUUCUACUGUACAACAAUGUGCCGGAGAAUGUGCGAUGGCCGAAGGAAGAGGAAGAACCCCAGCCGCCGCCGGAGGAAAGCGAAACAGUUGUAGAACCCGAGACAGAUGAUGUUAAAGAUCCAGUUGCUCCAGAAGAUGAUUCUUCUAAAGUGGAGGAACCCAAGGCAGCUAACAGUGAGAUAGUUUUUACUGGCGCGGAAGAGAGCGACAAGGACUAUUCGGAUGACAUGGUAGCUAGUGAAAAGGCCGCCGAGCUGUUUUUGCCGCCGGAUGAUGGUACCGCUGAUGAGGCUCGGUUGUCGGACCUGCCGACGCAGGUGAUUCGCUAGCAGGGCGGCCACUCUGCGGGCUCACACAGCUCCUCAGGGGCGGGUCACCCUGCGCGCUCACCGCUCCUCAGGGGCGGGUCACCCUGCGCGCUCACAGCUCCUCAGGGGGCGGGUCACCAUUGCAGACCGCCGGUGGACCGCGCCGGCCGGGCCGCGGCAGUGGACCAAAGGUCAGGCGGCCGGGAGGGGCGCCGCCGCUCCCCCGGGCCGCUGUAGGACAGUGCUGUGAUAGAGCUACUAACACUUGCCUCCGCGCCGACUCGUGAUAACUCCCGGGGGCGGGGCGGCCACCGAACGCUCUGGUCCGUUCUAGUCACCGCGCUCACGGGUCCUUCCAUAAUACACCCCGCCGCAGCAGACGCAACUGUUCGGGGAGAGUGAACAGACUACAGAUGUGUGGAUCAGCAGGUGAUUACGGAUCGUGUUCUGGGACAUUUGUGGAGUUUGUGCAAUCGUGGUUGAUAGUGAUUCUUAUAUUUUAACCUUGAAUGAAGACCUCCAGUGUCAUGACACUUUGCCAAAGCAAUUUGAAUGGAGUUGAACCAUCCAUCCAUUGAAUAGCUCCGUGCCACCGAUUGAAGAACUCCGCGCUUUUUCUCCCCGCUUUAUUCCUAUCCUACAGGCCUAAUGAAACAAGGAAAUCGUGGCGCAAUAGGGUGAACAAUAGGGUGAAUGCCAUCGCUGUUGAGACUCACAAGCUUUUAACUGAACCUAUUGACUGUUGGAUAUGUGCCGCCUGGCUGAUGCUAUUGAACGAUCGCCAAUAUUCUGGUCUCGUCAUGCCUGCCUGUUGCCAGGUCUAUGAUAUCGUUUCCCCUCGAAACCUAUGGUGAUUUCUCAUAGCUCGGAAAAAUCAACAAUAAAAUUAGGGUACAAGAACAGCCUUCACCAGUUGAGCCUAAAUGUGUCGACUAGUGACUGUGAAUAAAACAAAAUGAACAGGGUUGCACAA